Penicillium salamii is the source of this 1575-nucleotide messenger RNA. The record is from the annotation of a GenBank genome assembly. Lineage: Eukaryota; Fungi; Ascomycota; Eurotiomycetes; Eurotiales; Aspergillaceae.
AUGGAUCAUACCACAGCUGUAAAAGAGAUCUCGGCGCGGGUUGCUGAGUUCUACCAGCGCCAACAGCCGUUUCGCAUCUAUCAUGGCUCAACCAACAGCACACGUCCUUCCAACCACUCUGCAUCCACCACCAUCAGCACUGCAGAUCUCACCCGUGUCCUAGAGAUCAAUUCCGACCGAUGUACGGCAAUAGUUGAGCCUAAUGUACCCAUGGACGCCCUGGUGGCUGCCACCAGGGCUCACGGCUUAGUCCCUUUGGUGGUUCCAGAGUUCCCGGGAAUCACCACGGGUGGUGCAUUCUCGGGGACAUCCGGGGAGAGCUCCUCCUUCCGAGAGGGGUUCUUCGACCACACGAUCAAUUGGAUCGAAAUGGUCCUCGCCAAUGGAGAAGUGGUGAAGGCGUACAACGAUCGCGUCGAGACCGUGGGGUCAGGCCACUCCGACUUGUUCUGGGGCGCGGCAUCCUCCUUCGGGACCCUUGGCGUGGUCACUCUGCUGGAGGUUCGCCUGAAAAAGGCGGAACCGUUGGUAGAAUUGAAAUAUUAUGUUAGCUCCGAUAUGAACGAUGCGGUGCGUAUCUUCCAGCAAGUUGGCGCUGAUCCCCAGACCGAAUUUUUGGAUGGUAUCGUCUAUUCCCGGAAUCAAAUUGUCGUUUGCGCAGGACGACAGGUGGAACACACCCCUGUUCAACCCCAGCGCUUCACCCGCCGUCAGGAUGAUUGGUUUUACUUGCAUGUUCAACGUGCCACGGCUGGCGCCUUCGGCCGAGUCGAUUCUCACACGCCCCAUGCUGUGGAUUAUAUCCCCUUGACAGAUUAUCUCUUCCGAUAUGACCGGGGUGGGUUUUGGGUGGCCCGUUAUGCCUUCCACUACUUCUGUGUCCCAUUCAUCUUUAUGACACGCUGGCUGCUCGACCGCUUCAUGUACACCAGGGUGAUGUAUCACGCUCUACACGUCAGUGGUCUGGGGCGGCGGUAUGUCAUUCAGGAUGUUGGUGUGCCUAUAUCCGCCGCCGCCGAGUUUCUUGACUGGCUAGAUCGCCCUGAAAACUUUGGACAAUAUCCUCUCUGGCUCUGCCCGCUACCCCCGGGAAGCGCAGGAGGGCUGGAAGGACAGCCAAUUGACAGCAAGGGAGAAGACGUGGACAGCCAAAAGACCACCCUCCUCAAUUUUGGAAUUUGGGGCCCCGGUGUAACCACUGAGCAAGCCAGGUUUGUGGCUCAGAACCGCCAGCUGGAACACAAGGUUCAGAGCCUGGGGGGAAAGAAAUGGCUGUACGCCCAUGCUUACUAUACAGAAGAUGAGUUCUGGGCCAUCUAUGACCGGCCCGGAUAUGAUGCACUGCGUGGGAAAUACCAUGCACAGCAUCUUCCAACUCUGUAUGACAAGGUGCGAGUGCGCCCUGAAGAUUUGCCCGGGGCGCACCGAGGAGACUUUGAAAGUGGCUGGAAGGGGAUGGUCAAACGUGCCCUUUGGGACGUUUGGCCAUUCAGUGGCCUGUAUGGAGUCUACAAAGCCUGGAGAGGAGGUGACUAUUUACUGCGAAAGGAGACCCAUAAGAAAAAGUCCGAUUGA